CUCUCCGUCUCCGCUGCAUCCCUCUUCCCUCCUCCUCCUCCUCCUGCUCUCUCUCGCUACACUCGCGCUCCCAUACGACUGAAGGUGCCGCCGCCGCCGCCGCCCUAGGCCAGGUGCUGAGGCAUUCCUUGGUCUCUUUGCCGGCGACGAGCACCCACCAGGUGCCGAAGAAUAAGGGAGGGGAUCAGCAAAUCGGUGCGCUGCUGUUCAAAUGCUGGGGAGGAAAUCAACAGAUCAGGGGGGCCUGGCAAAAUGCUGCGCAGCCAGGGUGACUGGCUGACUGACUGGCCUCCCCCGCCCGCCAAACUCCCCGUUUCGUGCUUACUUACCGGCAUGCUCGCAGCAUAAAGGAAUCUUCUCGGCAUUCCGUGGCCGUGGCUGCCCCAAGUUUCAAGACAUGGACCAUGUGCCAGCUCUAGUUCUUGCCGCCGUGUGCUUCCUGGCCUUGCUGCCUGGCUGGGCUAGUGGCCUUGGCUCCAUGUCGUCCAUCGCGGUGUCCUAUGGGGAGGACGGUCCGGUGUUCUGUGGCCUCAACUCCGACGGCUCCCACCUCGUCGCCUGCUUUGGUGCGGACGCCUCGGUUCUGUAUGGCGCCCCGCCCAACAUCCCGUUCCUUGGCCUCACGGCGGGGGAUGGGUUCGUGUGCGGCCUCCUGCUCGACACCAGGCAGCCGUAUUGCUGGGGGAGCAACUCCUAUGUCAAGAGCGGGGUGCCGCAGCCGAUGGUCGAGGGUGCGAGGUACUCCGAGCUCAGCGCGGGGGACAACCACCUCUGCGCGCUGCGAGUGGCUGAAGAUGGGGGCCGUGGUUCGAGCGCUGCUAGUGCUAAGGCGUUGAUCGACUGCUGGGGAUACAAUAUGACCGCCACACAUGUCGUCGAUGAAGCCGUGUCAACUGUUUCAGCCGGUUCGGUAUUCAAUUGCGGCUUGUUUGCUCGGAACAGGACGGUGUUCUGCUGGGGCGACGAGACAGUGAGUGGUGUCGUUGGGCUGGCACCAAGGAAUGUGCGCUUCCAGUCUAUCGGCGCGGGUGGUUACCAUGUCUGUGGGGUGUUGGAAAAUGCACAGGUGUUCUGCUGGGGCAGGAGCUUGGAAAUGCAGCAGGUAGCACCGUCCAGUGCUAUCGGCGUUGGUGAUGUGAACAUAGUGCCAAUGGAUGCGAUGGUCGCUGUGGUUGGUGGGCGGUUCCAUGCGUGUGGCAUCAGGAGCCUUGACCACCAAGUGGCUUGCUGGGGUUUCACUCUUCAUAACAGUACGUCACCACCGAAAGGGCUGAAGAUGUAUGCGCUUGUCGCUGGGGACUACUUUACUUGUGGAGUGCCUGCUGAGACUUCACUGAUGCCAAGGUGCUGGGGCAACAGUGGGCCAUUGGCAUUACCGAUGGCCGUACCUCCUGGGAUUUGUGUUCCUACCGCAUGCAGCCAUGGGUACUAUGAGUAUGUGAACCAUGGUGAAGUUGGCAGCAUCAAGGUGUGUAAGCCUGCGAACUCUAGACUCUGCUUGCCCUGUAGUACAGGUUGCCCAGAAGACUCGUAUGAGUCAUCUCCUUGCAAUGCAACAGCUGACCAUGUUUGCCAGUUUGACUGCUCGAGGUGUGGCACAGAUGAGUGCCUGUCAUUCUGCUUAUCACAGAAGCGGACCAAGAGUCACAAGUUGAUGGCUUUUCAGAUGCGCAUCUUUGUAGCAGAGAUUGUGUUUGCCAUCAUCUUGGUACUCAGCGUGUCAGUAAUCUCUUGCCUAUACGUCCGGCACAAGCUUCGACAUUGUCAAUGUUCAAAUAGGGAGCUGAGACUGGCUAAGAGCACAGCGUACUCUUUCCGGAAGGAUAACAUGAGGAUCCAGCCUGAUGUGGAGGAUUUGAAGAUCAGGAGAGCUCAGGUAUUCUCCUAUGAAGAGUUAGAGCAGGCAACUGGUGGCUUCUCAGAGGAUUCACAAGUCGGCAAAGGCAGCUUUUCAUGUGUAUUCAAGGGCAUACUGAGAGAUGGGACAGUGGUUGCUGUGAAGCGUGCAAUAAAAGCAUCAGAUGUGAAGAAGAGCUCAAAGGAGUUUCACAACGAACUUGACCUCCUAUCCAGGCUCAACCAUGCACAUUUGCUGAACCUGCUUGGUUACUGCGAGGAUGGCAGUGAGAGGCUCUUGGUUUAUGAGUUCAUGGCUCAUGGAUCCCUGUACCAGCAUCUGCAUGGCAAGGAUCCAAACUUGAAAAAGCGACUGAACUGGGCAAGGCGGGUCACCAUUGCUGUCCAGGCCGCUAGGGGAAUUGAGUACUUGCAUGGCUAUGCUUGCCCUCCUGUAAUUCACCGGGACAUCAAGUCGUCAAACAUAUUGAUUGAUGAGGAUCACAAUGCGCGUGUUGCUGACUUUGGUCUAUCUAUAUUGGGUCCUGCAGAUAGUGGUACCCCACUGUCCGAGCUGCCAGCAGGGACCCUUGGCUACCUUGAUCCUGAGUACUACCGUCUCCACUACUUGACUACAAAAUCUGAUGUCUACAGCUUCGGGGUUGUUCUCCUGGAGAUACUAAGUGGCAGGAAAGCGAUUGACAUGCAGUUCGAGGAAGGCAACAUUGUUGAAUGGGCAGUACCACUGAUCAAAGCAGGGGACAUUUUUGCCAUCCUUGAUCCAGCCUUAUCUCCUCCCUCAGACCUUGAGGCCCUCAAGAAGAUUGCUUCUGUGGCAUGUAAGUGUGUCAGAAUGCGGGGGAAAGACCGGCCUUCCAUGGAUAAGGUGACAACUGCUCUAGAGCAUGCCCUUGCACUGCUGAUGGGCAGUCCCUGCAUUGAGCAGCCCAUUCUGCCGACUGAGGUUGUUCUUGGAAGCAGCCGAAUGCACAAGGUAUCACAGAUGUCCUCUAACCACUCUUGCUCAGAGAACGAGCUUGCUGACGGUGAGGACCAGCGGAUUGAGUACAGGGCACCUUCCUGGAUAACUUUUCCUAGCGUGACCUCAUCACAGAGGAGGAAAUCAUCUGCAUCUGAAGCUGACAUUGUUGGCCGAAGGACCACAGAUGGUAGGAACGUCGGGAGCAGCAUAGGUGAUGGCCUGCGGUCACUGGAGGAAGAAAUCGCUCCGGCUUCACCACAAGAGAACCUGUACUUGCAGCACAACUUCUGAAGAAAUUUCUGGAGAUGCAGAAACCAGAGCAGUGACUUUCUGCCAAUGCUGAGCAGCAUUUUAAGUUCGGACUUCAUGCCCUGUUGCUAAAUCCAAAUGCAUUACAGUGUUUAUACGUCCUAUAUAGUAGCAGGCCGUCUAAAAACAGAGAGCUAAUUAGUACUGGAAGAAUUUUUUUAGCAUCCAGAAGCAUUCCUUUGUAGAUUCAUAUGGUCCCUUUCUUUUCCUGUCAUGAUCUAUCUUCUGAUGGUUGCAGUUGAUGGAUUAUCUUGUAUCCUUAGCUUGCAAAACUGUGUAGUUUCCUUGAUCCUUCAGAUCAUCCCUUUGGUUCGCGAUGCUGCUUCUGCAUGUUAAAUGGCAGUAGCUUUGGGAACUAACUGCAUGUCUGGGUCACCAUGUUUAGCAUUCUUUCGCUUAUGUUCCUGUGGAAGGUUUCUUC
This is a messenger RNA of Sorghum bicolor (sorghum), 3548 nucleotides long. RefSeq names its product putative receptor protein kinase CRINKLY4. Lineage: Eukaryota; Viridiplantae; Streptophyta; Magnoliopsida; Poales; Poaceae. The coding region runs from base 398 to 3109 and encodes 903 amino acids. The record is from RefSeq and is a predicted model, not a curated record. The transcript has 3 exons. Gene Ontology annotation, biological process: protein phosphorylation. Gene Ontology annotation, molecular function: ATP binding; protein binding; protein kinase activity.